GCCACAUUCUGCAAGCUUAUGUAAAUCAUGGAGUCGUCAACUCGUUUUAUCGCUUGCAUAUAUGCUGAGACGAACUGCCGCUGUAGCGAUUGAAGAGGGAGACGAUCACCCAUAUUCUGAAUACAUCGAAUAAUCAAUAACCUAAGGAGUAAACUGGGGUCUGGUCGUGUGCCACAUUCUGCAAGCUUAUGUAAAUCAUGGAGUCGUCAAAGGAAUUCAAGGCGUUGAUCAGGGAAUGUCAUAAAGCUAAAGAGAGGGCCUACUGCCCGUACAGCAAUUUCAGAGUAGGAUGUGCAGUUCUAACUGAGGACGGGACAAUGUUCACAGGCUGUAAUGUAGAAAACGCGUGCUACGGCCUAGCAAUGUGCGCCGAAAGAAACGCUAUAAUCAAAGCAGUCACUGAGGGGCAUCGUAAAUUCCAAGCCAUAGCUGUAGGAACGGACAUUAAAGACAAAUUCAAAGGCCCCUGUGGACCUUGCAGACAGUUCUUAGUAGAGUUUGGAGAGUGUGACCUGUACAUGGUGAAACCAGACUUAACAUACAUGAAGUUUCCUCAUGACCUACUACCAAUGGGAUUUGGACCAGCAGACCUGCUUGCUGAGAAGAUUUGAUUAUUAGAAAUUAAAAUAAAAAAUAAAAUAAUUUAAAAUAUAUAUAUAUAUUACUGUACGUUCCGGACUGUUGAAAUGUUCACGUAUAAAUUUGGUCUAAUGAUACAUAUUACAACGACGCACUGUAUUAAACUACGUUUAGCAUUAUUAAAACAAUUAUUUAAAUA
Saccoglossus kowalevskii is the source of this 778-nucleotide messenger RNA. RefSeq names its product cytidine deaminase-like. The record is from RefSeq and is a predicted model, not a curated record. Gene Ontology annotation, molecular function: cytidine deaminase activity; zinc ion binding. Gene Ontology annotation, cellular component: cytosol. NCBI's taxonomy places the organism in Eukaryota, Metazoa, Hemichordata, Enteropneusta, Harrimaniidae.